CUGUCACAUUGAAGACCUCCCUAAUAAUUACCUUGGCUCAAAAUGUUCAUUUGCUGAGCUUCUAACCAUUCAUGCAGCUGACUUUCUUGACAAUAAUCCUGAUUUUGAUUAUGCUAAUGAGACACUUAAGGUAAAAAUUAAUGGAGAUGGAGCUAGGAUGACAAGAAAUUCCAAUUUUAUUUUUCUAACUUUCUCUAUUUUACAAACAGGAGCUAACGUAAUGUCUGCUAAAGGUAACAGAAACAUUGCAGCUGUUAAUGCUCCCGAAUCAUACACCACCUUAAAGGAAGCCUUUAGUGUCACUUUUGAGGAGAUUAACAACUUCAUUGCUUCUGGUAAACUAACAGUCAAUGAUAAAACAAUUAACUUGGAGUUUUUUCUUGGUGGUGAUUAUAAAUUUGUGUUACUAAUGCUUGGUCUUAAAGGUGCAACUGCUAACUAUGCAUGUGCUUGGUGUAAAAUUCAUAAGGAUGAUCGCUGGAAAACUGAUAAUGAUUUUCAUUCCUUUAAUAAAUCUCCAAUGUCAAGAUCUCUCAAGGAAAUUAAAGAGCUAUGUAAGAAAUCAACAGAUAAUUACUGUUGUGGAGCAGAGCCUUUACUUAAUAUUGAGCUUGAUCAUGUGAUUGUUGACGAAUUACACUUGAUGCUGCGAGUAACAGAUGUACUAACUAAAAAUCUUGUCUAUCAGGCAAUUGACAGAGAUAAAAAGGAUGACUUUGACAAAAAAAGAGGGGAGGGAAAAGGUAGCCAUCUCAAAAAGCUAGUUUCCACCAUACGGUCUUUGGGCAUUUCUUUCGAUGUUUGGGAACAGCUAAAUGCUGAUAAGUCAUCAAGUGGUAAAUAUGAUUUCACAAGUUUAACAGGAUCAAACAAAAAAACACUUCUCAGUCAAUUGCCUGAUAAACUGCAUGAUUUGCUAACCCUUGACAGCAGGGAUAAGGUAACUCAACUGUGGAGAGAUUUUAAUAAUAUUUACAUACAAAUUACUAACAUGGAGCUUAACAUUUUGCCAGAAAUAAUUGCUGACCAAGUUAAGGAAUGGAUUGAUUUGUUUUGCUCAUGCAGAAAUGUGGCAGAAGGUUACGAGAGGGCUCGUGUUACUCCUUACAUGCACAUUCUUUUUGCCCAUGUUCCCUUUUUUGUUGAAAAAUACAAAUGUAUUAAAAUAUUUACUGGACAAGGGGUUGAAAAAAAUAACGAUGUAGCUAGAUCUGUCCUCCACAGGAAAUCUAAUAAAUGGGAUUCUGUGGGGGACAUUCUUAAACAAGAAUUUAGACAAUGGGAACUCAAACACAAGGAGAGAGAGAAGAGAAAAUAUGAAAAAAAAAAGUACUUACUGGAAUGAAGAAAUAAAAACUACCAGACAAAAAAGGAGAAAAACUAAUACUGAGACCCCUGACAUGGAACCCUCAACUUCAGCAGACACUUCCGUUGGGGAACGCUCAGUAGACCAGCCUGAACAAGUAGACCCCAAAUCAAUGACUGUCAAACAGUUGAGGGAACACUUAAAAGCCAGAGGUUUAAAAGGCUUAAGCAAAAAAAGUAAAGCUGAAUUAGUAGAGAUUUUCCUAAAUUCUCCAAGAGAAUAGUCAUCUACUGUAUGUCAUUAAAGUAGUCAAUAUCUAGAAUGUAAAUUAUAUAUGUAAAUAGAAUAUCAUACUUUUAAAAGUGCCAGAAGGUAAUUGUGAUAUGGCACUAUAUAAAUAUACAUAUUAUCAUUAUUAUUCUACAUGUAUAUAUUUAAAUUGUAAAAGGUUCUCUAAUAAAAUCAAAUGUAAUUUUCUCAGUA
Nematostella vectensis (starlet sea anemone) is the source of this 1789-nucleotide messenger RNA. RefSeq lists its product as uncharacterized. The transcript has a single exon. NCBI's taxonomy places the organism in Eukaryota, Metazoa, Cnidaria, Anthozoa, Actiniaria, Edwardsiidae. The coding region runs from base 158 to 1345 and encodes 395 amino acids. The record is from RefSeq and is a predicted model, not a curated record.